AGAUGCAGUCGUUUCAAAAGCCUAUGAAACAUUAUCAUGAUUGCCACGAUCGUCUUUGAAGAUUAUUGCUCUCUUGACAGUACUUGAUAGCCCACUCAAUAAAGCUGGAAGGUUACAUAGUCUUUAUGUGCAAACAGAAAGGAAUGUUCUCAUACAAAUCAGUCCGCAAAUACGUAUUCCAAGAACGUUUAAGCGAUUUAACAAUCUCAUGUCUGUUGCAAAAACUCAGUGUACGUGCUAGUAAUGGAUCUAAUAAAGUCUUGCGUACAGUAAAAAAUCCCGUAACUAAUUAUUUGCCUGCUAAUUGCCGGCGAAUAGGUCUAUCACGUAGUGCACCACGAGUAGUCAAUCUGCGUGAUUAUGUAAAUGCUGCAAGUGACGAUGAGCACCUUGUUUUUGUGGUUGGUGCUAUGGCCCAUGGAAAAAUCAAUGUGGAUAUAUUGAUGAUUUUAUUUCAGUUUCAGAGUUUCCACUUAGUGCUGCAUGCUGCAUUGGUCGCAUAUGUAAUGCGGUGGAGCAGAAAUGGAAGAUCUUGUAGUUCAUCACAUGCAAUUCGAGCUUUGGGACCACGCUUUUGAGCCAAAUACUGCAUGCUUAAUUAGUUGAGAAAACGGUUUGAAUGCAUCGGUGAUCUGCAUUUGAAUUACCGCAACAUUUCUCCAUGAGUUGUGUUUCUAUCUAUUUUAUUUGAUCUCUAAUCUCAUGGCUCAUGGAGAUUCCCCAUUUCUGUUCUUUUAUGUGGUUCCCCAAUAGCAUAUGAAAAAUAGUUCUGGGGGGCGCAUUUUCUUGAGACAAGUAGAUUUCUGUAUUGCAAAAUUAACAUCUGGAUUACGGUAGACUAGGAUUGUAAAUGGUUCGAUUUGGGAUAAAUCCAAAUAUACUUGAAACC
Molecule: messenger RNA, 889 nt
Organism: Nymphaea colorata (pocket water lily)
Lineage: Eukaryota; Viridiplantae; Streptophyta; Magnoliopsida; Nymphaeales; Nymphaeaceae
Product: ribosomal RNA small subunit methyltransferase NEP1-like
Exons: 6
Coding region: 126-578 (150 amino acids)
Biological process (GO): rRNA base methylation
Cellular component (GO): nucleolus; small-subunit processome
Molecular function (GO): rRNA binding; rRNA (pseudouridine) methyltransferase activity
Source: RefSeq, a predicted model, not a curated record